Messenger RNA from Ciona intestinalis (vase tunicate), 2100 nucleotides. The record is from RefSeq and is a predicted model, not a curated record. NCBI's taxonomy places the organism in Eukaryota, Metazoa, Chordata, Ascidiacea, Phlebobranchia, Cionidae.
AAACAUGAGUAACAAACAGAUAACAUCAACCUCUAACAUGUCAAAGCUUCUUGUAAGAUCGAACUCGAAACGGAAACAUUCGUUGCUUAGUUUAAUGGCUAAAAGAACAGCACACGACUAACGGCCAUGUUAAAACAUCGUGUAUCCCCUGCUGAAAGUGGAUCUAACCCUCCUCAAUGCGCCACCCCGGAAGCGGUAGAGAGGGUGCGUAGGGUAAAAUUUGCUCCUUCCAUGUUCUCGGAUGACCUGCGAAAAACUCCAAUAGACGGAGAUGUAAUACCAGAGGAUCCGUCCCGUCGGUCGGUACCCAACGUUCACGCACCCCCCGCAACUGGCCCUCCUUCUACCUCAAAUAACAGGAGGUCGUUCGCAGCUGCCGCAACCGGGAUCCGCAGAGCUUCCAUGUUUGCACGGAACUACCACCCUACGUUAAACAACGACAAACCACUGGUUACUUGUAUCCCGGCGAUCGUUCGCUUUCGAAGAGCUGCUCGAAUCGUACGAAUGCUCUGCAUGGUUUGUUUAGCUUGCAAGAAGAGCUUAACUUUCUCCGUGUCCCAGAACAGUUGGGUGGCAUUGAAGGAAGCUUUGCUACGUGAAAGUGACGUUAGUAAGGAUACAGAUAAAGACAAACAAAAAGGGUUAACCACGGAUGACCCCGAGUUGACCUUUGACCUUAGCAAGUUCAGACGAGCGUCGAAGGACCACGAUGAGAUGCCAAUCAAAAUAAAGGAAUUACUGAGGAAGAAACCUCACACCAGAACUCAAGAAGAAAAUUCAAACAUCAUGCGAAGCAUGCAAAAAGUUGAACUGUUUGCUCGCUACCCCCUCAGCGUACAGCGGAGGUUGUGUUCCAAGGCAUGGUUGGAAAGUUUUGAAGCGAACCGAGUUGUUUUGAGGGAAGGCCAUCAACCAUCUUGCUUCUAUUUCGUCAUUUCCGGCAGACUUGUUGCGAACGAAGAGGAAGAGAAUGGCCACACAGUCACAACUUUAUUAAAGAGAGGAGACAAGUUUGGGGAGGAUGAGCUCGCUACAGGAGAUAAACGAAGAGCAACUGUGAUGAGUCAGGAUGACGUAGAGCUUUUUGUUGUUCAUGCUGACGAAUACAAAGAUAUCUGCCUCGCUAAAGAAGAUAACGACAUUGAAAAUCUUGAAAUAUGUAAAAAGAACCCAGUUUUCAACCAUUGGCCUAUUACUAAGUUAAUUGAAAAUCCGGGCGCAUGGACAAUGCAGAAUUAUAAACCAGGGUCCCUCAUCGUGGAAGACAGUUCAAGAUGCGAAUGGGUUUAUGUUAUAAAGUCCGGCCAAUGUAAAGUAGUUAAGUGUUUGAAGCCGAAGGAACCAGAACAAGACCCUGCAAGGAUCCGUCGCAUUCUCGCUAAGCAAGCACGGGAUCGUCUUGUGAGAGAAAUUGAUGCAAAUAAUGUUCAGUCUACGACAAAAGCUGGAGGGGGUGUUGAUUUAGCUCCAUCUUCAACCUUCUUCACCACCCCCUUGUCCCGACCCCAAACCUUCGACAACCCUGACCCAGCGGUUCAAGCAGCUAUCAGGGAAGCUUCAAGGUUCCAGAAUGUUCCGACUUCGGCAAAUUAUCCAUUCCUGUCUUCACUGUACGGUGAAAAGCUGGAGAACGUAGCUUACGUUGCUUUGGAGGUUCUUGCCACAGGAGACAGCUUUGGGUUUCUUGCUGUGCUGCCUAAGGAACAACGAGGUUCGAGUGUGAGUUUGGUCAGUUGCGGGGCUGAGGUUAUUCAAAUCAACAAGAAGUUUUUCCAAAGACAUGCUGAUGAAACCGUUUAUAGUUUGAUAAACAUGAAGUUUCCUCCGUUUCCAAAACAAUACGACAUUCUCAAGAAUUUGAAACAAUCUUUCGAAUGGGAAGACUACAAGAGGAAAACUAUCGGAGAUGCCCUACAUCGCCUCUACCGGCCGCUUGUUAAACCAUAACCUACCGCAUGGUGGAGCAAGUGCCUUGAUGCAAAUAUGAUUGACCGCUUUUAGAACUUUUAUUCGUUUAUUUACUGAGUCAAUUUAUAUUACAAAUUAUACGAUUUCUUUUAUUGACAAAUACAAAAAUGAUAAAUAAACGCACACAGCAGU